AUGGCGUUCCUCGGCACCUCGCAAGGGGGGGGUCAAGGUGGGAGGACCGGUGGCCUUGCUACAGUUGUAACACUGCGCCAACAGGGGGUUGAGCUGGCAUGUGUGGCUAUCGUCUGCGCCAUGGCGUCCAUAGCAUGGGCACGCCCCGAGCCCCCAGCGGGCCAGUUCAUGUCGUCAGGAGACAACUACUCCGCCAAGGACUCGAUCCUGUCGCCCCCAGCUGUGCUACCUGACACGAGAGGAUACCCAGAACCCUCUGAUUCGUAUGGUGCUCCUUCUGGUGGAUACCCUAAACCUUCUGGCAACUAUGGCGCUCCCGCUAACGCAUACCUCACGCCCGCUGAAAAAUACGGUGCUCCUUCCAGCACAUACCUCGCACCCUCUGACACAUAUGGUGCUCCUGCAAGCAAAUACUCUACACCCUCUGACAUCUAUGGUGCUCCUUCUAGUGGAUACCCUAAACCCUCUGACACAUAUGGUGCUCCUUCCAGCACAUACCUCGCACCCUCUGACACCUAUGUUGCUCCUUCUGGCACAUACCUCGCACCCGCUGACACCUAUGUUGCUCCUUCUAGUGGAUACCCUAAACCCUCUGACACCUACGGUGCUCCUUCCAGCACAUACCUCGCACCCUCUGACACCUAUGGUGCUCCUGCAAGCAAAUACCUCGCACCCUCUGACACCUAUGGUGCUCCUUCUAGUGGAUACCCUAAACCCUCUGACACAUAUGGUGCUCCUUCUAGUGGAUACCCCAAACCCUCUGACACCUAUGGCGCUCCUUCUGGCACAUACCUCGCACCCUCUGACACCUAUGGUGCUCCUUCCAGCACAUACCUCGCACCCUCUGACACAUCUGAUGCUCCUUCUAGCACAUACCUCGCACCCUCUGACACCUACGGUGCUCCUUCUAUUGGAUACCCUAAACCCUCUGACACCUAUGGUGCUCCUAAAGAUACAAACUAUGACUCCUCUUAUACAUACAGUGGCCCUGAUGGCUCAUACAACACUCCCUCCGAUAAUUAUACUCCACUGGCUGAAACAAACGCUGCCCCUUCGCCAACAUAUGGAGUACCAGGCUAUGCUAAACAGAAGUCCGGAGAAAACGACAUGUCGGAGCCGGCCAACUACCAGUUCUCGUACGGAGUGCAGGACGCCGAGUCGGGCAGCGAGUUCGGCCACCUGGAGAGCAGGCAGGGGGACGCCGCCUGGGGCUCGUACAACGUGCUGCUGCCCGACGGCCGCAAGCAGAUCGUGGAGUACGAGGCCGACCAGGCGGGCUUCCGCCCCAUGAUCCGCUACGAGGAGCCCCUGGCCGGCUACGGCCGGGGGGCGGGCGGUCCCUACUAG
Molecule: messenger RNA, 1347 nt
Organism: Bacillus rossius redtenbacheri
Lineage: Eukaryota; Metazoa; Arthropoda; Insecta; Phasmatodea; Bacillidae
Product: pro-resilin-like
Exons: 3
Coding region: 1-1347 (448 amino acids)
Cellular component (GO): extracellular matrix
Source: RefSeq, a predicted model, not a curated record